Molecule: messenger RNA, 1635 nt
Organism: Vicia faba (fava bean)
Lineage: Eukaryota; Viridiplantae; Streptophyta; Magnoliopsida; Fabales; Fabaceae
Source: the annotation of a GenBank genome assembly
AUGGCCAAACACUUUCUAUUUUCCUUCUGCUGGCUGCUCUUCACGACGGCGUGUUUAGCACAUCACUCUGAAUUAGACAGGUUCAACAAAUGCCAGCUUGACAGUAUCAAUGCAUUGGAACCAGAUCACCGUGUUGAGUCACAAGCUGGUCUCACUGAAACAUGGAACCCCAAUCACCCUGAGUUACAAUGUGCUGGUGUAUCUCUUAUCCGACGCACCAUUGAUCCUAAUGGCCUUCACUUGCCUUCCUAUUCACCAUCUCCACAGCUGAUUUUCAUCAUCCAAGGGAAGGGAGUACUUGGCCUUGCAGUUCCUGGUUGUCCUGAAACUUACGAAGAACCACGCUCACAAUCUAGACAGCAGCAACAACAACGUGACAGCCACCAGAAGAUUCGGCGCUUCUCUAAAGGUGAUGUCAUUGCCAUUCCACCUGGAAUUCCUUACUGGACCUAUAACUAUGGUGAUGAACCUCUUGUUGCCAUUAGUCUUCUCGACACUUCCAACACUCUAAACCAGCUCGAUUCAACCCCCAGAGUAUUUUACCUUGGCGGAAACCUUCCAGAGGCAGAGUUCCCCGAAACACAGGAACAACAUCGACAAAGGCACAGUUCCCCUAUUGGACGUAGAGGUGGACAGCAACAACAAGAGGAGGAAUCCGAGGAACAAAACAAAGGGAAGAGCGUGUUGAGUGGCUUCAGCGCAGAGUUUUUAGCACAUUCACUCGACACCAAGGAGGAAACAGCCAAGAAACUUCAAUCUCCACGGGACCAAAGGGGAGAAGAGGAAGAAGAACGAGAACAAAGACACCACAAAGAUAGUGAAAGAGAAGACGAGGAUGAGGAUGAGAAAGAAGAACAAGAACAAAGACACGGCAAACAUAGCAAAAAAGAAGAGGAGGAUGAGGAUGAACCUCGCAGCCAUGAGAGUCGAAAGUGGAAAAAACACACCGAAGAGAAGAAACGAGAAUCACACGGACGAGGAGGAGAAAAACAAGAGCAAGAAAAGAAAGAGGAGGAAGAGGAAGAAAUACAACGUCAACACAGCAAAGGAGGAAAGAAUGGUUUGGAAGAAACUAUUUGCAGUUCAAAGAUUCGUGAAAACAUCGCUCGCCCUUCACGUGCUGAUCUCUACAACCCGCGUGUUGGUCGCAUCAGCACUGUCAACAGUUUAACCCUCCCAAUCCUCCGCAAAUUACGCUUCAGUGCAGAAUAUGUUCUUCUCUACCGGGGUAUGCAUAGUACUAAUUAUUUAACCAAGAAUGGUAUAUAUGCUCCACACUGGAACAAUAACGCAAACAGCCUCUUGUACGUGAUUAGAGGACAAGGAAGAGUUAGAAUAGUGAACAGUCAAGGAAAUCCAGUGUUCGACGACAAGGUGAGAAAGGGACAAUUGGUGGUGGUGCCACAAAAUUUCGUGGUGGCCCAACAAGCCGGGAAUGAAGAAGGACUUGAGUAUGUGGUCUUCAAGACAAAUGAUAGAGCUGCUGUUAGCCAUGUGAAACAAGUGUUUAGGGCGUCUCCUGCUGAGGUUCUUGCAAAUGCUUUCGGACUUCGAAAGAGUGAGGUUGCUCAAAUUAAGUAUAAUGGAAAUCGUGGCCCAUUGGUUCAGCCUCAAUCUCAACCACAAUCUCUGUAA